This is a messenger RNA of Triticum aestivum (bread wheat), 1752 nucleotides long. RefSeq names its product triphosphate tunnel metalloenzyme 3. The record is from RefSeq and is a predicted model, not a curated record. NCBI's taxonomy places the organism in Eukaryota, Viridiplantae, Streptophyta, Magnoliopsida, Poales, Poaceae.
UCGCAGUCGCCGCACCCCAAAUCCACAGGGCCAUCCCCAUCCAGAUCCAGGCGUCGAUGCUGCGCCGCCAGCCCACCCGCAUCGACCUCCGCAGCUCCGACCGCGACGAGCUCGAGGAGCACCUCCGCUCCAAGGCCGCCGCCGCCGCCGCCGCCGAAUCCACGCCCCUCUUGACCCCGCGCCCGUCCAACCCCAUCUCCAACCCGCUCCUCCGCCUCCUCCACCCGCCGCCCGACGCCGCGCCCUCCAAGGCCCAGCGCAUCGGCCUCCACCCCCCGCCCCCCCAGCCCUAGCCGAGAUCAAGCUCCGGCUCCCGGACGCGGCCGCGCACGGGCGCCUCUCCACCUUCCUCGCGCCCCGCCUGCUCCGCACCGACGCCCAGCGCAACGUCUUCUUCGACGCCGCCGCGCGGCCCCUCGCCGCCGCCACCGCCGCGCUCCGCGUCCGCCUCUACGGCCCCGACGACCGCGCCCCCUCCCGCGCCGUGCUCGCGCUCAAGCGCCGCCCGCGCAUCCACGCCGGCGUCAGCCGCGUCGAGGAGAUCGAAGAGCUCCUCGACCCGGCCCUCGCCCUCGCAUGCGUCGACGACCCCGCCCGCCUCGGCGCCGUCGACUCCCCCAUCGUCCGGCUCGUCUCCGACGAGUACGGCGUCGGCGGGGACAAAGCGCCGUUCGUCUGCCUCGGCGGCUUCCGGAACACGCGCGGCGUGUAUGAGCUCGGGGAGGGCGAGGGGCAGGGGCUCGUGCUGGAGCUCGACGAGACGCACUUCGAUUUCGGGACCAACUACGAGCUCGAGUGCGAGACCGCGGAGCCAGACCAGGCCAAGGAGGUCCUCGAGCGGCUGCUCACGGUGGCUGGGGUGCCGUAUGAGUACUCCCGGAGCAAUAAGUUCGCGUCCUUCAUGGCCGGGAAGCUGCUUCCAUGACUAGAAACCAAGACUUCAAAAAUGACAGUGGAGCGGAGCAAGGCUGCUCAUCGAGAGGGCCACUGAGGUCUUCCAUGGACGACUUGGAUGGGGCCCGCUGAUACUCUUGAUAAAUUCUUGAGCAACUUGUUGCCUCGUGGCUUGAUGGCCUGGCUAGCUUCUGCUGUUAUGUUUUGCGCUGUUUGUUGUUAAUCCUCAGACUUGUUCUUGUUUUCCAGACUUGUUCAGGAUGUCUGCUGUGAUGCGUUGGCCCUUUCUAUGGUGCUGAGUUGAUCGACUCCUCUUCAUGGUUUGAUAUCCUGUUUUCGUUAGCCUCUGUGCCAUUUCGCCGGGUCGUGAACUGGUAGGUUGCAUUUGUGUUACCAAUUUCAGCAAUGAAAUUAGGAGCUAGGCUCUGUUUCUCAAACAAAAACAAAAAACGAUCGCUGUUUGAUGAGGAAUUAGAACUUGUUGAGAUUCAAUCAAGAACUAAUUACCAACAAGGGUGACUUGGUGUUGGUGAGAAAUGCUGUUUUGAUCAGAACAACUGUGUGAUUUGCGUGCUCUUUCGUAGCUGUAAUCCGAUGUUGAUUGCACCUAAACCCAUCACAUCCAUUCGAGUGGUGUGCUUCAUUUAGCAUAUCACAAGUAACUCAUUCCAAGCCAUCAACUUAGGAUAGACUAGGCUCCUCCGAAACAAAACAAAAAUAAAAUUGGCGGGUGGAAACCAGUGACCUCCUUAUUGGAGCCCUGUUCAUCCUCGACCAUAUGAAAGAGACUAGGGCAUUGCUCGCAGAGACUUGUGCGUUGGACCUCCUUAACUGAGUCAUCUUUAUUGUAAACUAUGU